This is a messenger RNA of Cydia strobilella, 413 nucleotides long. RefSeq lists its product as uncharacterized. The record is from RefSeq and is a predicted model, not a curated record. NCBI's taxonomy places the organism in Eukaryota, Metazoa, Arthropoda, Insecta, Lepidoptera, Tortricidae. The transcript has 3 exons. Bases 18 to 413 code for a protein of 131 amino acids.
CCACCGUCGCCGUCGCCAUGACGCCGCUCGCCCGCUCGCUAGUUGCGUUCGCCGCGUUGCUCGCCGCCGCCGACGCCAGUUCUUCCUACGCCUCCGCCGACUCAAGUUCUUCCUACGUCUCCGCCGACUCAAAUCCUUUUUGCAACUCCGUGGCGACAGGCACCCAAUCCUCAUACGGCCAGCCGUGGCAGAGGCCUAGUUUUGUUUUCGAGCUUUUCGAACGCAGUGGCAAGGUUAACAUCCCUGAUAAGUGCAGCCGGUCCGGAAAAAAGUUAGUCGCUCAAUCCAUCUAUGGAUGCAGUAUACGCGGCCCUCCUGCCAUAUUCGUCGACGGACAGUUCUCUCCGGUCACGAUUACGUGCCCGAAUAUUGACGGCGGCUGCUCUUUGAAUAUUUCUCAGUUUUGUGAGUAG